GACGCCGCCACCGCCGCCGCCGCCGCCUCGUCCCGGCUCCCGGCCCCUUCAUGCGCGGCGGACGACAUGCCCGUUUUGUAACCGGGGGCCCCUCCUCACGUCCCGCAUGUUCAGGACCAAACGCUCGGUGCUCCUUCGGAGGCUCUGGCGGAACCGUGCGCCCGGCGGCGGCGGCGAGGAGGAGGAGUUCCCCUUCCUUUUCUUUUCUUUCUUUUUUUUUUCUUCUUUCCCAUUUCUCAUGGCUCUGCCUUUAUUUUUCCUCUCUCCUUUUCCAAUUCCAGAGUCUCCCCCUCCGCCCUACUCCAGAUACCCGAUGGAUUUUCUCAAACCAACUGAUUGUCCAGACUCUGUGCCUUCCUCCACUGAAACAGGGGGAACUAAUUGUCUAGCCCCUGGGGGGCUUUCAGAUUCCCAAGUUCUUCAGGAGCCGGGGGAUCGGUCACACUGGUGCGUGGUGGCAUACUGGGAAGAGAAAACGCGCGUGGGUCGGCUGUACUCUGUCCAAGAGCCCUCCCUGGAUAUCUUCUAUGAUCUACCUCAGGGGAAUGGUUUCUGCCUCGGACAGCUCAACUCGGACAACAAAAGCCAACUGGUGCAGAAGGUCCGCAGCAAGAUCGGCUACGGCAUCCAACUCACCAAGGAAGUGGACGGCGUGUGGGUGUACAACCGCAGCAGUUACCCCAUCUUCAUCAAGUCGGCCACACUGGACAACCCCGACUCCAGGACGUUGCUGGUUCACAAAGUGUUCCCGGGUUUUUCCAUCAAGGCUUUUGACUACGAGAAGGCCUACAGCUUGCAGAGACCCAACGACCACGAGUUCAUGCAGCAGCCAUGGACCGGAUUUACUGUUCAGAUCAGCUUUGUGAAAGGCUGGGGCCAGUGCUACACGAGACAGUUUAUCAGCAGUUGCCCGUGCUGGUUGGAGGUUAUUUUUAAUAACCGAUGACUCGAGACAGAGUGGACUCAUGACAUUUAUACUACUUUGCUGCUAUUAUUUCCUUCUGAGUGCUUGCUUUUCAUGCAAACUUCUUGUUUUUGUUUUGUUUUGUUUGGUCCCCCCCCCGACCCGUUUUGAGAAAUAGCUUAUGGAAAGAUAUUUUUUGGGGUUUUUUUGUUUUUUUUCUUUUUUUUUUUGCCUUGGGGUAUUUUGAUAAAUAUAUCUAUUUUUUAAAAAAGUGUGAAUGACCAAUAACUCAGAAGGGUGAGAGAAGGGGGCUGAGGGUUUGGGGUGGGGUGGGAUGGAUCGCAUGCGAUAAUUAUUUCGCGCCGCUGAAAGGAUUAUCCCAUGUGAUCCGGUGGAUUCGGAAGCCACUCGCUCGAUGUUACAGCUCCUUCUCUUGGAUAAAAACAACAAGAUACCUGUAUUUUUUUACACACCACCUUCCCCUUGCCGCCGUGACGGUGACACCGAGCCCCCUUCCCCAGCGGUGCUACCCCCGCCGAAGGAUGGUGUGAAACCUUCCCAAUCAGGUCUUUUCCCCCCACCCCUUUUAAUUUUUAUUUUAUUUUGUUAUUUUUUUUCCUCUCGUCGCUGGGUUUUCACGUCUUGUCACUGUGUUCAUCCUUCCACUGCUUUGAUUAUUUUUCACCGUCGUGGGAUUUGGUGCACGGGGGGGGGAGGAAAAGGAACCGCGGAGAAUCCUCGUGCGUGGCCCGUGCUUCUUUAUCAUUUGAGCCGAGAUGUGAAGCAGCAGAAGCCUAAGCCUAAAAAAAAAAAUAUAUAAAACAAACCAGAAAAUAACAAAACAAAAGAAAAACAAAUGGGAAAAAACAAAAACAAAAGUGUUCACGAUAGUUGGUCUGUUGUAACCUGCUCCCAUCAGGUUAUCCCGGUACCAUCCUAUCUGGAAAUGCAGUUGUGCUUUCAUUUCUUCUUGAAUUCAUACACGAGUAUGAUACUUUUACACUGUUCUUAGCUCAAUGAGCAUGUUUAGACCUUAACAUAAGCUAUUUUUCUAAAUAUAAAAGGUUUAAAUGAACAAGAGAGCAUUCUCAUUGGAACUUUAGCAUCGUAGUGCUUUGGAAAUAAAACACACACAGAAAAAAAAAAAAAAGGACUCCUUAAAAAAAAAAAAAACAAACCCUGAGAUUUAUUAAAGAAAAAAAAUGUAUUUUAUGUUAUAUAUAAAUAUAUUAUUACUUGUAAAUAUAAAGACGUUUUAUAAGCAUCAUUAUUUAUGUAUUGUGCAAUGUGUAUAAACGAGAAAAAAAUAAGAAAGAUGCACUUUGCUUUAAUAUAAAUGCAAAUAACAAAUGCCAAAUUAAAAAAAAAAAAAAAAGAACACGAGAUUGGUGUUUUUUUCUAUGGGUGUUAUCAUCCAGAUGAAUGUUUUUUCUAAAGGAGUUUUAUGUUCCAUUAAAAAAAUAAAAACCUACACUUGA
Messenger RNA from Calidris pugnax (ruff), 2382 nucleotides. RefSeq names its product SMAD family member 7 (gene SMAD7). Gene Ontology annotation, molecular function: transcription regulator inhibitor activity; I-SMAD binding. The record is from RefSeq and is a predicted model, not a curated record. Lineage: Eukaryota; Metazoa; Chordata; Aves; Charadriiformes; Scolopacidae. Gene Ontology annotation, cellular component: heteromeric SMAD protein complex. Gene Ontology annotation, biological process: regulation of transcription by RNA polymerase II; cell differentiation; SMAD protein signal transduction. The transcript has 4 exons. Bases 107 to 946 code for a protein of 279 amino acids.